Haemonchus placei is the source of this 408-nucleotide messenger RNA. Lineage: Eukaryota; Metazoa; Nematoda; Chromadorea; Rhabditida; Trichostrongylidae. The record is from the annotation of a GenBank genome assembly.
ACCCUCCGUGGACGUGUUGAACGCUGCAUGAACUAUCAUGAACCGGAUUUCUCACACUGUGCGAAGGUCAUUGAAGAUAUGGAAGAGAAUGAGCUGAACUUCUUCAUAAAGUAUGGUGAAUUGGGUGGGGAAGCUGAUGUUCGUGAUGCCUACAUGAAGCAAAAGCAUCGGCUUAUUUGGGAACGGCGUCAUCCUGAAAUAAUGGAGGCACGAAGGCAGGCUAUCAAGGAACACAAGGAAAAACUAGCUAAUGGAGAAUUCGACCACUCCUUCUGGAAGAAGGGUAUGUUCUGGCAUGACAAGAAGCAUUACGAACCACCAUACGAGUUCUUCUUGUCGAAAUCACCCCUGGAAGGAGACAAGCCUCUGUCUAAAGAUUGGCAGUACUACAAAAAGGUUUGCGAUUAG